Messenger RNA from Rubroshorea leprosula, 794 nucleotides. The record is from the annotation of a GenBank genome assembly. NCBI's taxonomy places the organism in Eukaryota, Viridiplantae, Streptophyta, Magnoliopsida, Malvales, Dipterocarpaceae.
AUCUCCACAGCCCACUAUGAAGUGUGAAUCGGUGCUUUCGGCUUCCCUUCAGCUCUCACCUCUCACCGUGCAACUCACCGCAGCCCUUGGCCCUUGCUGCCCUGCAACUCACCGCUCACCUCCAGCUGAGCUCCAAGACUUUCCUCUCCUCUAAUCCUCUGCCACACUCUUCACUCAUGCUCAAACUCUGGCCUCAUCUCCACGGCCCACUGUGAAGUAUGAAUCGGUGCUUCCGAUUUCCCUUCAGCUCUCACCUCUCACCGUGCAACUCAACGCAGCCCUUGGCCCUUGCUGCCCUGCAACUCAUCACUCACCUCCAGCUGAGCUCCAAGGCUGCUGCUGGGUCGUCUCAGCCAGCCUCUCACCGUGGCACCCUACCAUCAGCCCGUCACUGCAAGUCAGCACCGCUCACCUCCAGCUCCUCCAAGGCUGGGUUGUCCUCUUUCUCUUUCUGUUGUCGCGUGGCUUCCUCCUCUGCAGCUCUACCUCAGAUUCUUUUCAAACUCUCCAACUCUAGGUAUCAAUUAGAUGCAGUUUCUAAAGCUACCAUUUUUGUGCUUUGCUUUAGUUCUGACAAUAAUGGGAAUUUCUUCAAUUUAUUUGAGGAGUUGGAGGAGAAUGAUAAUGAGGAUGAUGAGUUUGAGGAAGUUAUUUCCUCAACUUGAAAUUAUUAAUCAAGUCUAGCUCAAGUUGCAGCUAUAGAGUUUGCUUUGUUGGAUUGGAUGGAAAUGUAUGCAUCUGCCACUUCUUAGACUCUUUUAUGUGCUUUUUCUUAAUGAAGUUAUUGCUGGACA